This is a messenger RNA of Ochotona curzoniae (black-lipped pika), 747 nucleotides long. Its product is annotated as killer cell lectin-like receptor 7. The coding region runs from base 94 to 747 and encodes 217 amino acids. The record is from RefSeq and is a predicted model, not a curated record. NCBI's taxonomy places the organism in Eukaryota, Metazoa, Chordata, Mammalia, Lagomorpha, Ochotonidae. The transcript has 6 exons.
AGCCCCCCAAGAGCUGUGGGACUGCAGUGGCCUGCGUCUUGUUCUAUUGGGGUCCAGUGCUUCCACCUGCUUCAUUACACGGCAUAGAUCCAGAUGGGUGAUCAGGAGCAGGUGACUUACUCAUCUGUGAGAAUUCUCCAGUCUGCCUCAGAAUCUCAGAAGAGAUUAAGGCCUGAUGGCACCAGAAGGCCUGGGAAAUCUGCCAAGAAAGAGUUUGCAGUGCCCUGGCAUCGCAUUGCAGUGAGUCUUGGAAUCCUGUCUUUACUUCUCUUGAUGACGAUCACAAUGUUGGUGACAAUGAUUUUCCAGUUAAUUCAAGAAAAACAUCAACAGCAAGAAAUUUCAGCAAAUCUCAGUCUGAGUGAGUACUUGAAGGAGCAACUUCUGGCAAACAAGACUUUAGAAUGUGAUGUUCUCAGAAAUCGAACCCUUCUACAGCAAAAGUCACCGGAGUCAUUCCUUUCAAAACAGACUAGAUGUUGUACAGAUCCAGGUAAAAGCUGUAAUGGUUACUGGUCCUGUCAUGGACUCAAUUGCUACUAUUUUGAAGAGGAAAAGAAAAACUGGCAGCAAUGUAAACAAACUUGCCAGAACUACAGCUCCUCACUUUUGAAGAUAGACAAUGAGCAGGAAAAGACAUUCAUUACGUCGCACACUGAUGGUAAUAAUUACUGGAUUGGACUGUUGUAUGACCAAAAGGAGAAAAAAUGGAAAUGGGUUGAUGAUGGUUUCUCACCUGGAAUGUAA